AUGGCCUUUGUUGAUUUGGGUGCCAUCAAUUUCUACGAGAAACCCCCAUCCAAGUCAGGUCCGUGUGGGGAUAAGCGGCCUCCAGCACACAACGGCAACGUUCCCACUGUUAACGAACAGUGCGAGAGCCGCCAAGCUCUGACAUCUGCGAAAAAGCCUGGAGCAUACACUUUAUGGAGUUCGGACAAUAGUAUACCGGUGUCUCUGCGCGUUGAGAACGAUUCUGGUGUUGAGGGCUGGAGGGGUGACUCGACACCAGUUUUCAAGAUGCCCCCUGGAUGGGGCACGGGACCGCUAAGGGGAAGUUCAAGCAACAGCACCGAGGCGGACAAACAAGAUACGAGUACGCCCGGUGAACGCGCCGUCAGAGGCGAUGAUCGCUCCCGCUUCCAUCACCCUCCAGGGCCGCCCUGCAAAUCUAGGAUCCUCGGCAAGCCCAUAGCCGGGAAAACCGCAUGUGACCUGAUCGAGGUGGACAGCGGCGAUGACUCCUCUUCUUCAGACGAUUCGGGCAGCAAUAUCGGACACGAAACCUCGUCCGCUACCACCCCUACCUGCGCCGUAUCGCCUAGCGUCAGCAGUUUAGAUAAGGACAAGAUAAAGAAGACCGUGACUGGCGGUAGGGGCGCGGAAGGGCCUGUUACUGUUGCACUGAACCUUCAAGAGCAUCAAGACAGCAGCUGGCUAGACGUCGACCAGUUUCCUGACACUGAUCUGAGGUUUGAGGACCGUGCAGCUGAGGACAAAUGCCAAAAAUUGGGAGACCUCGAGGAUAAUUUACGAUCUGAUAGUGCCAAGGACGGUCAGGCUGAAGACGGUUCCCGAGAGAUGGACCACCAUGCUAAUAGAGCUGAGGAUGAGGAUGGGGUAGAGCAUGGUAGGGAAGAUGCCAUCACGGAUCCAGAGAUGGAUGGCAUUGAGGUGUACAGCGAUGGGUCCCAGAGCAAGGGCGGUCACAGGGCUGGCGUUAGCGGCGAUGUUGAAGGACCCGUCCGACGCCCAAGUCCCUCAAGUUCCAGUGCACUCCUCACCUCCCCCAUGGCCGGCAGAGGUCGUGGUAGACCUUGUCGCAGCCGAACUGCGAUUACGGUAGGUAACGCCGUCUGGGAGGUCACUAAGAUUGCCGGAGAUGAAUAG
This is a messenger RNA of Bacidia gigantensis, 1137 nucleotides long. RefSeq lists its product as uncharacterized. The record is from RefSeq and is a predicted model, not a curated record. NCBI's taxonomy places the organism in Eukaryota, Fungi, Ascomycota, Lecanoromycetes, Lecanorales, Ramalinaceae. The coding region runs from base 1 to 1137 and encodes 378 amino acids. The transcript has 3 exons.